AAAAAAUGCAAAUAGCGGUGUACUGUCCUUGAGCGACGUGCGCUGGUGCCGGUUAUUGUGUUUGUGAACAAAAGAUCAAUAGUGAGUGAGAAAUAAUUUUCAUAUUCAGUACUCAAACCCUUCUGCAAGAGGACAAAGAAACACAUAAAUACUUUUCGAAAAUAAACACCAUUUGCUAUUGUUUUGUGGGCGUUUCAAGCACAAGAAAUAUAUGUUAGCUAAGGAAAGCAAAAAGCCCGAAUGCCGAGAUUUUUUAAAGACGAAUUCUGGAAGUCUGCUGUAGCACCGUAAUUUGAAUAAAAAAAUUCCAAAGAAAAUAAGAAAAGGAAAAAUUAGAAAAAAUCGUGUUUUUGUUAAAACUUUCUAGUUUGUUGUUUUUGUUAUCUAUACUUACUUAAAUUACUCGUAAAAGUGGCUUUUGUUCGCUGGCAAAAUGAGUUUUAGCGGACCAAGCGGACCACGUGACAACGUGCGAAAACUAUCAUUUCUCGGCUUCAAUGCGAAAAAGUCCACCGGGAAUGAGGAUCCAAACGAGGUUUACUUGGAUUCGGAAAUGGAAAAAGUUUUCGCCGGUCCAAGUGCGCACAAGGAAAAGUUCGAUGUAACGACAUUUCAGGACGCGAAUCAGCCGAUUGGUUCGUACAAGCAGAGUAAUGUGCAUCGUAAAAGUGAACUGAAUAUUGAAGAGGAUUCUGAAUAUGAAAGCACAACUGACCCCGUCAAUCCGCAAAAUUAUGAUGACAUACCCGAAGACUAUCCAUUAGUAUCCGAGCGCGCGGGACACGGCGAUCAUUCGGUAAGUGCACAGAAUUUCAGUAAUAGACUUUUAGGAGGAUAUAGUCGCAAAUAA
Rhagoletis pomonella (apple maggot) is the source of this 850-nucleotide messenger RNA. RefSeq lists its product as uncharacterized. The transcript is spliced from 4 exons. Bases 434 to 850 code for a protein of 138 amino acids. The record is from RefSeq and is a predicted model, not a curated record. Lineage: Eukaryota; Metazoa; Arthropoda; Insecta; Diptera; Tephritidae.